AUGCAUGGGAAAGUACCUCUACUCCUAUUUUUUGUUACCAUCGGGCUCUGCCUUCUUUUGAUGCCAAAGGAUGUUGAGGCUAAUCCUUCUUAUCAACGAAAUGGACUUCGACGAUGUCCACCAACUUGUUCAAUGUACUGUCAAUGUGGUCAUCUUCUAGAUACAAACGGCUGUCCUAUCUGUCGUUGUCGUCCGUCAAAUAUCUGCACGGGUCGACAUCCGAACCAUCAUCCAAGACACCGAGUCGGUUACAUAUAUCUAUCUUUUCAUGUUAAAUGA
Molecule: messenger RNA, 279 nt
Organism: Adineta ricciae
Lineage: Eukaryota; Metazoa; Rotifera; Eurotatoria; Adinetida; Adinetidae
Source: the annotation of a GenBank genome assembly